AACAUGGAUCUUCCAGUUGACGAACGCCGGCUAGGAACGCGGAGAAGUAUACCUCCGCAACUAUGCGCGACGAGUUCUUUUUUUAUUCGUUCGAAAGAACUCGAACGCGCUAGUAUUGAUAUUUAAGGCCUGUUCGUGGCCUCCUUUAACCCCGUCCAGCGAGCCCCGCCCUUAGACACGUCACUCUCUCUAAUGGCGACCUUGCAACAUCGCCCUCACAUUCUCAUUGCUGUUUACAUGGGCUGGGGCCACGUACGACCUAUGUGCGCAUUGGCCACCAGACUGGUCAAGCUGCGUAGCGUCAUCAUUACUUUUCUCACUUCGUGCCAGAUGUACGACAAAGUCACGAAAGAAAUUCUGUGCAACUUUGAAGACGGCGAGGAUGCGCUGCAGUCUCGUAUUAGGGUCGCUGGACUUGUUGCCCACGAGCAUGAUAUGUUUGAGCAAGAGAUCAUCGGCAAGUCAUUCGAGCAGCGGCUUCAAAGAAUCCUGGCCGCGGAAUCUGCAUUUUGCUCGACGAAGCAGAGAGAUAUUCCUGCUCUCAGCCCGCCCCAUGCGCUCAUAAUCGACAUGUUCGCAUACCAUUUCUUUCAGAUAGCGCGCAAACAAAGUGGCACUGUAAAGAUCUUAGUCUCGUUGCCCCCGCCGAUACUGUGCAUGUCUUUUCUUUCUGGUCCGUUUGGAUCCGACACGCAUGGGGAGCUUGAUCGAAGAGUCCAAGCUCAUAUGAGGAAGACGGGGCAAAUAUUUAUAGAGGCCGCAGGGGCGGUGACUUUUCCUCUGAAUAACGAAGUUGUCCAGAUACCUGGUCUUCCACCCAUGUAUGACUACGAAAAAUCUCCCCAGGAGCCUGUGAUCAAAGUGGCAACCAUCGGACACUUGCAUGUUACCGCUGCCAGCCUCGUGCACGAGUGCGACGGAGUGAUCUCCUGCUCAAUGGCAUGCAUCGAGCCUCAGGAGAUCCUUCUAGCCUUCUUCGACUUCCUUGCUCUGAAUUCGCGGAAGAUGUACGUCCUCGGGAUUCUCCUACCAGAAAGAAAACGGUUGGACGAAUUGGAAAAGACUCAGGCCGCGAAGUCUGCUGAGAUCACAAAUUUUAUGCAGAACGUGCUCGAGACGCUUGGAGAGCGGUCCAUGAUAUAUAUAUCUUUCGGAACAGUCGUCUGGACCACUCAGCCAGAGAAGGUCUGGACGUUCUUGGAUGUCCUCAUGGACCAGAAGAUUCCGUUUAUCAUGGCUCAGGCUUCCCCGUUUUGUCACCUUACGGCAGAAGUUGCACAGAGGGUGAAAGCUUCUGGGACAGGCCUCAUCACAUCGUGGGCUCCACAGCAGGCAAUCCUUGAGCACCCGGUCACCGGAUGGUUCGUCACGCAUGGCGGAUUCAACAGCAUCACCGAGUCUAUUCACGCAGGCAUCCCCAUGAUCUGCUGGCCCUUCGGCGGCGACCAGCCCCUGAACGCAAUUCAUCUGACGGAGAACCUCGACGUUGCAUACGAGCUCUUCGAGGUUCGCACGGGCGAGUCAGGCCUCAAGCCCAUCUAUCGCACGGGCAAGGCCCCAACGGGCACGCUCGAGGCUGUUCGCGAAGAGGCGAUCACGGUGCUCGGAAAGGCCUUCGGGGAAGAUGGUGUGAAGAAGCGAGCGAAUAUCCAGAGGUUGAGAGAGGCGUCUCUCAAGUUAUGGAAGGAGGGCGGCGAGGCCCACGUUGCUGCUGAGCAACUGCUGGACUGGAUUUCGGCUUAGAUCACUUCGUGUAGAGGGUACCGAGAAAUUGGGAUUGCAAGAUUUUACAUCACAGACUCUAUAUAGACACAUUUAUGCGUGCCCAUAAAUGUAAGCGAUGCGUAGGGAAAUAAGGGAAA
This is a messenger RNA of Phanerochaete carnosa HHB-10118-sp, 1862 nucleotides long. RefSeq names its product glycosyltransferase family 1 protein. The record is from RefSeq and is a predicted model, not a curated record. Bases 193 to 1743 code for a protein of 516 amino acids. Gene Ontology annotation, molecular function: UDP-glycosyltransferase activity. Lineage: Eukaryota; Fungi; Basidiomycota; Agaricomycetes; Polyporales; Phanerochaetaceae. The transcript is spliced from 11 exons.